Rotaria sp. Silwood2 is the source of this 645-nucleotide messenger RNA. The record is from the annotation of a GenBank genome assembly. Lineage: Eukaryota; Metazoa; Rotifera; Eurotatoria; Philodinida; Philodinidae.
AUGAAUUUUUUGUUUCGACAACCACGUACAUUUAAACCUCAUCGAAAUAUACCAGAAGGUACAAAACAACAUGAUUUAAUGAAGCAUGCACAAAAUACUUUAGGCAGUGGAAAUUUACGUUUAGCUGUACAAUUACCUGAAGGAGAAGAUCUUAAUGAAUGGAUUGCUGUUAAUAUUGUUGAUUUUUUUAAUCAAAUAAAUAUGCUUUAUGGUACAAUAACAGAAUUUUGUACAGAAACAACAUGUGUCUUAAUGACAGCUGGACCAAAAUAUGAAUAUCAUUGGGCUGAUGGUCAAAUAAUAAAAAAACCAAUAAAAUGUUCCGCACCACGUUAUAUUGAUUAUUUAAUGUCAUGGGUACAAGAUCAACUUGAUGAUGAAUUAAUAUUUCCAUCAAAAAUUGGUAUACCAUUUCCAAAAAAUUUUCUUUCAAUAGCUAAAACAAUAUUAAAACGUUUAUUUCGUGUUUAUGCACAUAUAUAUCAUCAACAUUUUAAAGAAGUUGUUAUGCUUAAAGAAGAAGCACAUUUAAAUACAUCAUUUAAACAUUUUGUUUAUUUUAUACAAGAAUUUUCAUUAGUUGAAAAAAAAGAAUUAGCACCAUUACAAGAAUUAAUUGAUCGAUUAACAACAAAAGAUCAUUAG